This is a messenger RNA of Anopheles nili, 768 nucleotides long. RefSeq names its product N-acylneuraminate cytidylyltransferase A (gene Csas). Lineage: Eukaryota; Metazoa; Arthropoda; Insecta; Diptera; Culicidae. Gene Ontology annotation, molecular function: N-acylneuraminate cytidylyltransferase activity. The record is from RefSeq and is a predicted model, not a curated record. The transcript is spliced from 2 exons. Bases 1 to 768 code for a protein of 255 amino acids.
AUGGGUGGAACCCCAAUAUUCACCAUUCUUUUGGUUGGCAUCGGGUUAGCCAGUGCAUCUGAUAAGGCCUGUGGGACAUCAAUUGCAGCUCUUGUACUCGCGCGUGGAGGAUCUAAAGGAAUCCCGUUGAAGAACAUUGUGGAAAUUCAACCAAAUCAAACUCUGUUGGGACGGGCGCUGGAUACAAUCCGUCAAUCGGGAGUGUUUGACGCGAUUUGGGUGUCGACCGAUCAUGAGCAGAUCGCCGUCGAAGCAUAUCUUCACGGAGCAAACGUGUUUGCCCGUUCGGAAGUUCACGCCCAGGACCACUCCACUUCACUGGAUGCGACGCGCGAAUUUCUAGACGCUCAUCCGGAGAUAGAUAAAUUCGCUUUAGUGCAGUGCACAUCCCCGCUGCUGAGAGUGCACUAUCUUGAAGAAGCUGCACUCCAGCUCACGUCCCAGGAAUGCUCCGAAUGCGAGGAGCGUACCCCUUCCUGCAUAUUCAGUGUGAUUAGAAGCUAUAAGCUGCGGUGGAGAAAAGAUGCUGCAAAUGGACGCUUGGAGGCGAUUAACUUCGACCCUUUCGCGCGCCCAAGACGCCAAGACUGGGCUGGUGAGCUGGUGGAAACUGGCAUGUUUUACUUCGCAGAUCGACAAAUGAUAAUAGAGGCUAAUAGUUUUCAAAACAACAGAUGCUCCGUCGUGGAAGUAGAGGAAAUCGAUGCUCUAGAGAUCGACAACCAGAAGCAUCUAGAAUUGGCGCGCCUUUUAAUCGCGUUAGAGUGA